CAUCAACUAUAAAUAAGAUGCUUAUCGGUAUAUCAGGUACAUUAAGUUCAGGUAAGACAGAAGUAGCACGUUAUUUGACCUUUCAAGGAUUCAAACUAAUAAGUUUUAAAAGUAAAAUAGUUGAAGAGAAUACUGGGAAUGAUUCUAUAGAAGAUAUAAGUACUCCUAGUAACUCUGGAGAUAGUGCUGAAGAUUUAGUUGAAGGUAAAAUUGUUAAUAGUAUAGACAAAUAUCAACCAUUUGAUUCAGAUGGUAAUUAUGAUUAUUAUUCUUCACUCGAAGUCUUUCUAACUUUUGAUGAUUUAGAUAAAUUGAUAGACUAUGUAACAAUUAAUUGGAGAAAUAACUUUGUUAUUUCCCAUAUUGAUAAUAUUGAUACAUUACUUGCAUUAAAGAAAAGACCAUUCUUUUUACAUAUAUCAAUCGAUGCACCAAUACUUCUUCGAUAUAACAGAUACGUUUUACGAAAUUCUUUCAAACACUCAAAUUAUUUAUCACUUGAACAAUUUAUAUUAAAGAACGACCAACUCAUAUUUAAAGUAGAAAAUCCAUUGAUAGAAAUUAAUAAUCAAGCUCAAGUGAAAAUUAUUAAUACAUCAUCAUCAAUUAAGAAUCUAUAUAUAAAAUUAAGUGAAUUAAAUUUACUUGAUUUUUCAAGAUUAAGACCAACUUGGGAUUCAUAUUUCAUGAGGUUAGCUGAUUUGGCAGCUUUAAGAUCAAAUUGUAUGAAGAGAAGAGUAGGAUGUGUUAUUGUCCGUUCAAAUACUGUUAUUGCCACAGGAUAUAAUGGUACCCCAAGACAUUUAACUAACUGUAAUGAAGGUGGUUGUGAAAGAUGUAAUCAGGGUCAAGGUAGUGGAUCAAGUUUAUCGACUUGUCUUUGUUUACAUGCUGAAGAAAAUGCAUUAUUGGAAGCUGGAAGAGAUAGAAUCAGAGAUAAUAGUGUAUUAUAUUGUAAUACAUGUCCAUGUUUAACAUGUUCAAUAAAAAUUGUUCAGAGUGGUAUUAGAGAAGUUGUUUAUGCACAAAGCUAUUCAAUGGAUUCUGCAAGUCACAAAGUUAUGAGUGAAGCAAAUAUUAUAUUAAGACAAUUCCAACCACCUACUGAUGGAAUAUUCAUAUAGAAUGUUUAU
Messenger RNA from Scheffersomyces amazonensis, 1133 nucleotides. Its product is annotated as deoxycytidine monophosphate deaminase. Gene Ontology annotation, cellular component: cytoplasm. The transcript has a single exon. Lineage: Eukaryota; Fungi; Ascomycota; Pichiomycetes; Serinales; Debaryomycetaceae. Gene Ontology annotation, molecular function: hydrolase activity; zinc ion binding. The coding region runs from base 18 to 1124 and encodes 368 amino acids. The record is from RefSeq and is a predicted model, not a curated record.